This is a messenger RNA of Doryrhamphus excisus (bluestripe pipefish), 5429 nucleotides long. It is a transcript of the gene aplp2, whose product is annotated as amyloid beta (A4) precursor-like protein 2. Gene Ontology annotation, cellular component: membrane. The record is from RefSeq and is a predicted model, not a curated record. Gene Ontology annotation, molecular function: serine-type endopeptidase inhibitor activity; heparin binding; transition metal ion binding. NCBI's taxonomy places the organism in Eukaryota, Metazoa, Chordata, Actinopteri, Syngnathiformes, Syngnathidae. Gene Ontology annotation, biological process: central nervous system development; axonogenesis.
AGGGAGGAGGCUCCAUUGGGGGAGAGCAACCUUCCUCACAAUCCGCACACAUUUCCACACAGGAGAGACUCCGGCUCAGUGCACUCCAACAUACCGUCUGCGGGCCCGGUGACACCGAACGCGAUAGCGCUAGAGAAGACAGAGCAGGCGUUAGGCACAGAUUUCCCUGGACAUUUUUUUAGAGGGGGGGCGCCCUUGUGUGUCCGACACUCGGCUGCGAAGGAUCUAAGUUGUUUCCCUGCGUCGAUUGUGGAAGAUGGUUUCCUUCCCGGUGAUCUCAGCUGUCCUGCUGGCUGCCGUGGUGCCAGCGCUGGGGGGCUACAUUGAGGCGCUGGCGGCCAACGCGGGCACCGGUUUCGCCGUGGCCGAGCCACAGGUGGCCAUGUUCUGCGGCAAGCUCAACAUGCACGUCAACAUCCAGACCGGCCGCUGGGAGCCUGACCCAUCCGGGACCAAGAGCUGCGUGGGAACCAAAGAGGGUGUGCUGCAGUACUGCCAGGAGAUGUACCCCGAGCUGCAGAUCACCAACGUGGUGGAGGCCAACCAGCCGCUGCGCAUCGAGAACUGGUGCAAAAAGGAGAAGAAGGUGUGCAAGGGCCACGCCCACAUCGUGGUACCUUACAAAUGCCUCGUGGGCGAGUUCGUGAGUGACGUGCUGCUGGUUCCGGAGAAGUGCCAGUUCUUCCACAAGGAGCGCAUGGACAUGUGUAUGAGCCACCAGCAGUGGCACAGCGUGGCCAAAGAGGCGUGCUCCAAGAGCUCCACGGUGCUGCACAGCUACGGCAUGCUGCUCCCAUGCGGCACCGACAAGUUCCAGGGCACCGAGUAUGUCUGCUGCCCCCCUUCCCGCUCGGGCCAGCCCGACACUCCCUCGCCCCCUGCCCAGGAGGAGGAAGACGACGAGGAGGAAGAGGAGGAGAUAGAGGACGAGGAGAUCGAUGAGGCAGACCUGGAUGAUGAAGAUGAGCUGAAGGAAAGCGAGGCUCCAGCUGACGAGCAGCCCACGCGGAAGGAGGAGUCGCUGGAUGAUGAAGAUGAAGAUGCAGAAGAUGAGGAGGAGGAGGAAUACCACUAUGUCUAUGAGGAUGAGGAGGCAGAUAAGGACGAUGACGACAAGCAAGAGAGCAGCAGAAUGUCAGACAGUGAAGAGGAGGACAAGACCCUCCAUGAAGUGAAAGCCGUGUGCACCCUGGAGGCGGAGACGGGCCCCUGCAGGGCCUCCAUGCCUCGCUGGCACUUCGACCUGAGCCAGAGGAAGUGCGUACGCUUCAUCUACGGAGGCUGCGCCGGCAACCGCAACAACUUUGACUCGGAGGAGUACUGCAUGGCCGUGUGCAAGCGCCUCACCACGCCCCCCACCCCUCAGCCCACCGACGACGUGGACAUCUACUUUGAGACGCCAGCCGACGACAAGGAGCACAGUCGCUUCCAGAGGGCCAAGGAGCAGCUGGAGAUCAGACACCGCAACCGCAUGGAGAGGGUGAGGAAGGAAUGGGAAGAGGCCGACCGCCAGGCCAAGAACCUCCCCAAGGCUGAGAGGCAGACUUUGGUUCAGCACUUCCAGGCCAUGGUGGAGUCCCUGGAGGAGGAGGCAGCCAGUGAGAAGCAGCAGCUGGUGGAGACCCACCUGGCCCGGGUGGAGGCCAUGCUGAACGACCGGCGCCGCCUCGCCUUGGAGAACUACCUGGCGGCCCUGCAGGCGGACCCCCCCAGGCCUCACCGCAUCCUGCAGGCUCUGAGACGCUACGUGCGUGCCGAGAACAAGGACCGCCAGCACACCAUCCGCCACUACCAGCACGUCCUGGCCGUGGACCCCGAGAAGGCUGCUCAGAUGAAGUCGCAGGUGAUGACCCACCUGCGUGUGAUCGAAGAGAGGAUGAACCAGAGCCUGUCUCUGCUCUACAAAGUCCCUUAUGUGGCCGAUGAGAUUCAGGAUGAAAUUGAUGAGUUGCUCCAGGAGCAGAAAGCCGACAUGGACCAGUUCCUGUCGUCCAUUUCCGAGUCCCAGCCCGACGUCACCGUGUCCUCAGAGGAGAGCGUGGAGGUGCCCGUGCCCGAGGUGAAGCCUUACCGGCCCAUCAAGGUCACGUCCCUUGGGUCCCAUCCAGAACCAGAAGGCGAUCUUUCUGGUCCUCCACGAGCCUUCAAGAAAGGCUCCGCCAUGUCCGGGCUGGACGGUCUGAUCGGCGCUGAGGAGAGAAUCAUCAACGGCAAACCCAAGAUGGGUCCCAGCGUGGUGAUUGAUGAGUCUCUGGAUGUAAAAGAAGUUGUUUACAGUGCAGAGCGAGUCCGCAUAAUGCAUGAUGAUGAGCUGGAGACCUACAGGCCUCUGGGCGAGGACUUCAGCUUCGGGAGCAGCGUUCUGAUUGGCCUGCUGGUGAUCGCGGUGGCCAUAGCGACCGUCAUCGUCAUCAGCCUGGUGCUGCUGAGGAAGAGGCAGUACGGCACCAUCAGCCACGGCAUUGUGGAGGUUGACCCCAUGCUGACCCCAGAGGAGCGCCACCUCAGCAAAAUGCAGAACCACGGCUACGAGAACCCCACCUACAAAUACCUGGAGCAGAUGCAGAUCUGAGCCGGAAGGGGGUUUGUGGGGCGGGUAUGAUGAAGGGAGGUGGGGGGUGUGGGGGUGGCGGCUGUGACCAUACUACUGACCAAUAAUAACGAUGCUGUUGUUCAACUCAUUUGCAUACAUCCCAUUUGUUGCAUAGCGCUACUACUGCUAUUCUCUUGUACCAUAGAGCUUUUGAUUUGACUUUGGACUCUGUCGGAUGGAGAUGUAUGACAUUUAUUUUACGCCCAAAAAGCUUUCUUCAUUUUUUUUUUUUUUAGAAGUCAAUCAGCUCGUUUUUAUUUUUUCACGUUUUUUAAUGAGGUUUUUUUUUUCCUCCAAAAAACAAAAUUGGUGUUUUUUCCUCUGUGAUAGGUUGCUUGUAUAUGAAAGUUCUUUGUACCAAUUAUACUGUAUAGUGACACAACUAACAAGGAUGAAAAGAGAUUAUACAUAUUAUAUAUACUAUUAUAUAGAGAUAUAUUUGCAGUCGACGGAGAGGAGGGUGUGCACAGGCCCCCAGCUCGACUCUCACGCCCUAUAAGGGCGGCAUUCUCCAACUUCCUUGCAAAAUUGAAUGUAAGCUGGAAUUCCCCUCCGCUCAAAAAACUGUGACACAGAUUUCGGCCUUUUUGGCGCCUGAAUAUACACUUAGCAUAUACACUUAGCAUUAGAAGCGACGUCUCACCCCAGCAGCUUUUCUGGAUACUUUUUAAGACGUGUGUCAAGUCCACACCUUAGGAGGAGAACUAAUAAGGUCUGGAUGAGCUGGAGGCCUGUGCAGAAAAGAAGAAUCCUAAAGUGGUCUUUUGUCUCUCUAGUCUUUGUAUAGUCGAUGUUACAAUCAUGGCUUUUCUUUCCUCGACCUUCGGAGGACCGUCUGUGCUGGUGUGCUUUGUUCUGAUUAUAAAAUGACGUGCUCUAUAUCUAUUUUUACCUUGCUUUUUCUAUUGCUUUCUUCCGAUAGCUGUGUACAUGUCGACUGUCUCACGGUGUACCCAAACUGCUUCUCAGUCUGGUGGUGGCCUGCUCUGCUGUGUGACAGAUACAAGAAACACACACACAUAUACAUACACGACUAAUAUACGCCGAUAUUAGUCAUCAAAGAUGAAAGUUUAGCAGACUUGUGGUUAUGGAGGAAGAUACACGUCAAUAAACUCACCAAUUCCACUUGGACGUGUCGUCUUUUCACAGAUGGAUGAUUCCAAAAAUGCAACUUCAUUCAUUCGUUCAUUUUCUACCGCUUUUCCUCACGAGGGUCGCAGGGGGUGCUGGAGCCUAUCCCAGCUGUCUUUGGGCGAGAGGCGGGGUACACCCUGGACUGGUCGCCAGCCAAUCACAGGGCACAUAUAGACAAACAACCAUUCACACUCACAUUCAUACCUAUGGACAAUUUGGAGUCGCCAAUUAACCUAGCAUGUUUUUGGAAUGUGGGAGGAAACCGGAGUAAAAAUGCAACUUAUUUACUCUUAUUUAGUUCAUUCAACUCAAAAAUGGUGUGUCUUCCUCACACACACCAAUUAGGAUCGAGCUGACCUUGUGGAGUCCAGUUUUUAACGAUGACAUUUUUGACAACCAUCAAAAUUCCGCCCCGUCUACAUUCUACAUCCUAGGCUAAGACAAUACAUCUGUCUAGUGAUUGUGAUUUGGCCUCCUUUUAGUCCAAGAGUUAGUUGGGAUAUGGCCCCUGGUUUGGGCCCAAAAUGGUCAGUCCAAAGCAAAACAGCGGCCUUCCUGUUUGUUUACAAACAUGAGUUCUUGAGACUAUUUUGUGCGCCCUGUCGUGGCAGACGUGUCUACCUAAUAUGGUGAUGAUCUGACAAACUGGUGACAGGUUUUUUUUUAACCUAACCAUUCACACUUAACAUGCAUGUUUUUGUGAUGUGGGGUUCUGCUCAAUAAUAUUACAUAAUAUGCGUUGUUUCAUCAAUAUCUGGUUUUUUAUUUCUUAACUUUAAACUAUCCCCAAAAAAUAAAAAAAAUGGUCUUGUUAGAUAGCUGGUUCAAUGAUAAACAAUAUAUAAAGAUAUUCAACAAACUCGUCGCCACAUGCUACAAACGGCUUGGAGGUUUUUAUGUGAAAACAUGAGACUGGAAAAUGUGGAAAAUAAUAAUAGUCCUCCCGCAAACAUUCGGGAUUUCCUGUGUGACCAAACUGAAACCUGGCGUGUCACGGUGGGGGGGGAGGUGAGUCAGCACAGGUGAAUCAUGCCUAAACUCGGAUCAAAUCUCAUAACCGAUACUGAAAAUAGAUCAGCCUCAACCGAACCAAUACUCGAUGCACAACAAAAACAGUACAAACAAGUCAAUUGUCAACUUAAUCGAUUAAAAUGUCGGGAAUGCAGUCAUCCGCACGGAAAAGUAGUCCGCCGUGUGUGUCUUGUGUUUUUUGCUUUUUUUUACAACUGUAUUCCAACACAUUGAAGUGUAAUCAUGUAUAUGUAUUUGGGAUGACUAAAUUAGUUGUUGUUUUUUAAAGCUAUUACAAAUGCUGUUUCGUCUGGCGGCGGCAGGUAAACAGGAAGUGCUAACUGCUGCGCGAGGCGGAGGCGUGGUCGAGGCCACAGAUACCUGAAGUUUCCGGUACGUUUUUCUUCUGUUCUUUCGUUUCCCUUCCUGGAAGCCAGUCGACACAUAGACAGUGGAACUUAACUUGUUGAGGUGGGGAAAAAUACUUCCAAGAAGGUUUUGUAAGGUUUUUGCAGCUUUCAUUUUUGUUGGGUGGACCCCUUUUGGUACACCUCGGAGAUUGGAAAGUCUGUUAUUGGAGGCGAAAGAACGGUGAAGUGAAGCUCAGGUGUCUUCAUUUCCGCACUCGUUCCACUUUGACCCCUCCUUGAUGGACUACAUGGACAGCGGCCUGAGGUACACACCAACCCAG